AUGGCAUGGGAUGAGCUCAACAUUCUCAAGAGUCUGCCCCAGCAUGAGAACAUUGUACCACUUGACCGCGUAGUCCUCGAGGACUCCGAGUCUCGUGUUAUUGGGUUCACAACAAAGUACAUCCUCGGCGGAACUCUUGACGAUUCAAAACUACCUUUUCGCUUCGAGUGGUUGCAACAACUCACCCAGCUUAUUGACUUCUUAAAUCUGGAUCUGGGAAUUAUGCAUCAAGAUGUUGCGCCACGCAAUCUACUCAUCGAUCCAGAAACACACAAGAUUCUUCUCUUCGAUUUUGACUGGGUUGCUUGUGGGAAAAAGAACCUGCUGGAUGGGCGUGAUGAUGUGACUGGCGUCGUGAUUGCUCUAUACGAGAUUAUUACGGGCGAUGAGUCUUUCACAGACAUCCCGCAUUGGGAUCGAACUAUGGAUAUGGUGCAAAGCAUUCCAGAGUGGCCUUGCAAUCGCGAACUUGAUGCUGGCGUAUCCACAUUUCGUGACUUUCUGAAUGAAUGGGUAGCAAAGCGAAAGUCCGGUGAUGAUAUGCAACAAUAUCUAAAUGCACCCAACCAACUUGGUUGGCCGGAUCUUCCAACGCCACCUGACUACGAUGUACCUUUCGAGAUGGGCACUGAUGCCAAUGGGGAGACGAGAUGGGUCACCGGUUCGCGAAUGAGGCGUACCGCGAUAAGGAAAGAACAGUAUAUCUUUCGAUGGGAAAGGCCGCCACAAAGCAGGUUAAGAAUGGCUGGAAAUAAGACUCACACUUAG
Messenger RNA from Fusarium sp. VM40, 768 nucleotides. The record is from the annotation of a GenBank genome assembly. Lineage: Eukaryota; Fungi; Ascomycota; Sordariomycetes; Hypocreales; Nectriaceae.